This is a messenger RNA of Protopolystoma xenopodis, 735 nucleotides long. NCBI's taxonomy places the organism in Eukaryota, Metazoa, Platyhelminthes, Monogenea, Polystomatidea, Polystomatidae. The record is from the annotation of a GenBank genome assembly.
AUGUGCUGGUCUGAGAAGCAUAUCGGACAACCCAAUCAAAGUAGCAGCAAUAGCAGUAGCCGAACUGGUGGAGUUCGAUUGGGGACCAAGCAUACUGGCGCACCCAAAGUAGUGUUACGCGCCAAUCGUUCUGGCGCUUAUGAGCACGAGGUGGUGGAUACUGCUGGAGGCAAGGGCGAAGACGCCGAAGAAGAUGAAGAAGAGGAUGAAGCUGCUGCUGCGUUUCAGCGUCAGAAAGCCGCUUUUUCAGCCCGUCUAGCCGCCGGAAGGCCCAGCAUCCGGCGCCAAAUCAAGUCCCCGGCGCACAACUCAACGAGCACUCCUUCCGAAACUCCCGUCGUCUCACGAAGCCGGACACCAACAGCAGCUAGUAUUAAAUCACCUCUAAGUGCAUUCUUCACCCCACCUCCGCCGAUUCCGGUGUCUAAUGGCGUUGGUGCCAAUGCUGGCGCACGGCCCAUUCCCGCAGGAUCGGCGCGUCAUCUGCGCGCCUGGCGCCAGUUGGCCAAAAAGGUGGCCGCCAAGGCUGGUCGCCAACGCUUGGCUUGGCGGAGGGAACGACAGCUAAUAGAUCGCAAGGCCUUCCGAGAUUUGUUGCGUUUGCAUCGUCAGAAAGCUCUCUUGUCACAGAAGAUUGCACGUGAUGCAGUUGGUAGGUUCUCUUUAUUUUAUCAUUCCUCAGCUAUGGGUAAAGAACGUAUUGACAAAAGUCACAAACCUUUCGGUCUUUCAUAA